CCAUGCCCCGCGAUCUCUUACGAGAGAGUCCUCGCAGAAUAUACACUGAUGAUGCGAGUAUAGUUGGAUUGACACCUUUACUUCAGUUGCCUAUAGAAUUCGAAGGAACAACUCCACCAGCCCCAGUACCUGACCUCAACACACUUCCAGGACCACCGUAGAGGCCUCUGUGGCAGCUUUCUACUUUGUGAUAGCCAGUGCUUGUGAUGGUGAUGAUGAGCAUUCAAAGACGCAGCUCCUCCUCCUCUGAGGGAGAUGAACCCCAACCAUCGACUUCAGGGGAACCUCCUGCCAAGGUUCUUCGGCGCCAUCCACCACACAGAUCUUGGCAGUCCUCACGGGUUCCCACCUUCUUUGACUUUUCCUCUGACGAUAGUGAUGAUGAGCGGGAUCAUGAGUGGUUGCCCAGUACUUUAGAAGAUGCUUUCGACCCAUGCUUUGAUAUAUCCAGUUCAGAAGACGAACUGGAUUCCGUCUCGCAGGCCACCACCACACAUGACAUUGAUGAGCCACUCUCCAAUGUGGCAGCCAAAAUGAUAAAGAGGAAUGUUCCAGGGACCAGGAGAUUCGCCUGGAAACGGAAAGACAACAUCCCCAACCUUUUCAGCUUCCAAGGCAGUCCUGGGGUCAAAGUCAAAUUGGAUGUGUCAAGCACGCCCUUGGAGAUCUUCAGCUGGUUCUUCACCGAUGACCUCCUUGAUCUAAUUGUCAAGGAGACCAACUGGUAUGCAGCUGCCCACCCUCCUUGUACCUCACCUAAGAUGAGGAAGUGGAUGCCCACAUCCAGGGAGGAGCUCCAGGCAUACUUUGGAAUUCGGGUGAUAAUGGGGUUGGCAGGUCGCCCUAGUUAUUAUGACUAUUGGUCGUCCAGUCCCGUCCUACGUCAUGAACUCGUUGCUGAAGUCAUGACCAGGGAUCGCUUUGACCAGUUAACAGCUUGCCUCCAUUUUGCCCAUGUUGAGGAAGGAGCUCCACUCCCAGAGACAGGAUGUGGAAGCUCCGACCAGUUGUGAAUGCCCUCAGCAACUCAUUCCGAUCGACAUUCAUGCCGGGGCAGGAAAUUACCAUUGACGAGUCGUUGUGGAAGUUCCAUGAGAAACUAGAUAUCAAUACCUGCAACACAAGCAA
Messenger RNA from Penaeus vannamei (Pacific white shrimp), 1128 nucleotides. The record is from RefSeq and is a predicted model, not a curated record. Lineage: Eukaryota; Metazoa; Arthropoda; Malacostraca; Decapoda; Penaeidae.